GUGAAAAAGUUCGAGAGAAGAGAGAGGUAUGAAAAAGUUAGAGAGAGAGGUGUGAAAAAGUUAGAGAGAGAGAGAGGGCGAGGCGUGAGGGCGGAAGAAAGCAUUGCUUCGACACGCGGUGUACGGCGGGUCCAUCGGCAAAAGGCUAUAAAAACCCUAACCCUAAUUUCAGACCCACCCAAGCCUGACCUGCACAUUUUCAUAUCUGCCCUUUCAUUUACGCCGGACCUAACAGGGAGAUUCCGCUCCUUUUAAUUCCUUCCCUUUAAAUCCGUCACUUCUCAAUCCCACCCCCAAAUCCAUACAGGCCCCUUUCUCUCUCUAAAUCUCGUCUUAUUUCUCAUACCCUCUCGCCUCUCUCUCUCCUUGAUUGCUCUGGAAAUCGCUUCGCUCCUCUUUCUCUCUCUUGAAAUGGAAAGGAAGAGGCCUAGCCCUGAAGACACAGAGGACACGGCUGAAACCAAGCGUUUCAAGCAGAGCCUCUUAACCAUACUCGAUGAUGAACUCGAUUCCAAUGACCGGAAUCCAGCUGAUUCCGACGAGCUUGUAAACGUCGUAAUGAGGAGUUUGAAAGAUGAGAUUGGCUUCCCGGCGUCGGACUCCGGCAGGGUUGCCGGAAUAUCAGGAGAUUCCGGUAGCGACGUGCCGGAGCUGGGGUUCCUUCUGGAAGCUUCUGAUGACGAGCUAGGAUUGCCUCCUACGCUUGAUCCUAACUGCGAUGAAAAUAAUAGUACUGAAGACAGUGUGAAUGAGAUUAAUCUGGCAUCAUCAUCAUCAGUGUACGGUGAGGAUUUGUUGGUGUUGGAGAAUGGAGGGGAGAGAUCUGGUUUGGGUUGGGUUGGUUUCGAGGAGGAGAUUAGGGGCUAUGAUUUGCAUGAUUUUGGUUUUAGUGAGGAGGGCCUCAGAGGAAAUAAUGGGAAAGAAGGGGAUGAUGGGGUUUUAUUCGGUGGCCUUUUUGAUUAUUCGGACGAAAUUUCGGAUGAUCAAAUGGGGUUUUGGCUGAGGCACGAAUCUUUGCCUGCUUUAUGAUUUAUUAGAAAACCAACAAGAAAAUGAAGUUGCAAAUAUCAGUUUGUAAAAUGUGGAGAGAACAACGAGAAAGGGUGAAAAUAUACGGAAAAUGUUCUUUUAUACAGUUUGUUUUUUCGAUUUAACUGGUUUGUACCUGAUAUUUUUUCGAUUAAACUAGUUCUGUGCUGCUUUUUUGUUUUUU
Molecule: messenger RNA, 1213 nt
Organism: Amborella trichopoda
Lineage: Eukaryota; Viridiplantae; Streptophyta; Magnoliopsida; Amborellales; Amborellaceae
Source: RefSeq, a predicted model, not a curated record